Anolis sagrei ordinatus is the source of this 1761-nucleotide messenger RNA. RefSeq names its product P2Y purinoceptor 2-like. The record is from RefSeq and is a predicted model, not a curated record. Gene Ontology annotation, molecular function: G protein-coupled receptor activity. Gene Ontology annotation, biological process: G protein-coupled receptor signaling pathway. Lineage: Eukaryota; Metazoa; Chordata; Lepidosauria; Squamata; Anolidae. Gene Ontology annotation, cellular component: plasma membrane.
AAGAUCCCAAGAGGCGUCACAAAAGCCAUGUAUGGCAUAGGAAGGUCUUGGCCUGGAGGAUUGUUGUUUCACUUCCUGCAUCACUUCUCGGAGGUUGUCUCCAAAAAUAUCCCCCUGGAGAAGAGAAAGUUGGUAAGCACCAGCUCUAAAGGUGGAAACAUUUGCCGUCUUGCUACACAAGCGAGAGAACGAGAGCUCAUAACAUUUUCUACCACCUUUUCCUGCUCCCUUUCUGGUCUUGUGGACAGUUCCUCCUCCCAAAUUUGGAGCCUGCUCUCUUCAUCUGCCAAUGAAUAUCACCAACUCAACCGAAUGCCCAUCCCAAGAGCUGCAUCCAAUCAUCCCAGCCUUCCUGGGCAUCUUCUCUGUGGCCGGCUUGGUCUUCAAUGCCUUCAGUUUAUGGAUCUUCUGGUUUGCCCUCAAGCGCUGGAAUUCUAGCAUCAUGCUCCAGUUCAACCUCGCUUUGGUGGACACCAUGAUCCUUCCGGUCACUCCUUUGAUGGUGACCUAUUUCAGCAUGGGCAACGACUGGCCCUUUGGGGAGUUCCUCUGCCAGUUCGAAGCCUUCACCCUCAGCACCCACCUCUAUGGCAGCAUCUACUUCUUGACGCUCAUCAGCAUCCAUCGGUACCAAGUCAUUGUCCAUUACAAAGCCAAGACUCUUUGGAGAAGCAAGUCCUUCUUGAAGAAGCUCAUCAUGGCCUUCUGGACAAUCCUCCUCCUGCAAGGGCUUCCAAUCUUCUUCUUCCUGAAAACCUCAGUCAUCGACGGCAAGGUGAAGUGUCUCAGUAUCCACCAGACGGAGCUGUCUUAUGUCUUCUUGUUGUACGGCAUUGUCCUGGGGACCUUCUCCUUCUUCCUUCCCUUCAGCAUCUCCUUGGUCUCCUACAUGAUGCUGGGGUCCUAUAUUGGCAAAAUCAGCCCGGUUAAUCUCCAAGGCAGGGUCAUGAAGACCAAGUCCGUUCAGAUGAUUGUGGUCACCUUCCUGAUUUUCGCCAUCUGCUUCAUGCCGCUCCACGUCUUUCGGACAGCAGGUACCAUCGUGAAAUACUAUAACCAUUCCUGCAGGUUCCUCCACUAUGUUGAAGUUGCGUAUUACAUUUCGUUAGUCUUCACUACUGUAAACUGUUGCCUCGAUCCCUUCAUCUAUAACUUUUCCAAUGAGAGAUUUAGCAAGUCCUUCUCAACCUCCUUGAGAAGAUUGCUGUUUUCUAAAUGAAGGAGAUCCUAAAUGAAGGAGAUCUCCAUGGAAGCUUGUGACCAAAGAAAGAUCCUUUACUUUCCAUCUUCAACAUUUGCGAACAUUAUUUAAACCAGUGAUUCCCAACCUUCCUAAUGCCGUGACCCCUUAAUACAGUUCCUCAUGUUGUGGUGGCCCCCAACCAUGAAAUUAAUUACAACUAUAAUUUUGCUACUGUUAUGAAUCGUAACGUAAAUAUCUUGAUAUGCAGGAUGUAUUUUCAUUCACCGGAGCAAAUUUGGUACAAAUACCCAAUAUGGCCAAAUUUGAAUACUGUUGGGGUUGGAGAGAGGGAAUCGAUUUUGCCAUUUGGGAGUUGUCAUUGCUGGGAUUUAUAGCAGGGGUCCCCAAACUACGGUCCGCGGGCCACUUCCAGCCCGCCAAGGGCCCUUAUUCGGCCCGCGGAGGAGGAGCGCCCGCCCCCCCCCACACAGUGCCCCUCCCUUGGCAGGCCCAUGCUAUCCGUCAGGCCCGAUAGGCAUUGUGAGCCUGCCAAGGGCAGCUGCUCCGCAUGGCCUACU